AUGCAGGCGCGCGUCGGUAUAAAUAGCAAUAAAUCCCCCCACCGAGUCUCCAUAGCGACCAGAUAUCUCAAUUGCACCAUCAUGGAAAAACUCGAUCUCUCGUCGCAAUCUCGAAGCAUCCAGGAAGCCUACGACAAGGUAGUGAGAGGUACUCCUGGAACUUCUUAUGUGGUAUAUUCAGUAAACAAGCUGCUGACCGUUGAAGUAUCAGCCACUGGCGAUGGCUCAUUGGACGACUUUGUCGAGAAUUUCACCGAUGGUCAGGUUCAAUUCGGCUUGGCGCGUGUUUCUGUACCCGGGUCAGACGUUUUUAAAAACUUGUUGAUUGGAUGGUGUCCCGAUAAUGCACCCACCAAAUCCCGGUUAUCAUUUGCCAGUAAUUUUGCCGAAGUUGCUCGUGUUUUGAGUGGUUAUCAUGUCCAGAUCACUGCUCGUGACCAGGACGACUUGGACGUGGACGAUUUCAUGGCUCGUGUUAGAGCGGCUGCUGGUGCUGGUUACUCUGGCUCUACUGGUUCUUCCUCCAAGCCAGUUUCUGCUCCCAAACCGGUGGCUGCAAAGCCUUCUGUUGCAAAGCCCAGUGUUGCAAAGCCUAGCUUUGUGCCCAAAUCGACCGGAAAACCAGUGGGAGCUGGACCUUCUGGACCAAAGCCAAUUGUGCCCAAACCAGCUGUAGCGAAACCAGCUGCAAAACAAGAUGCCGACGAUGGCUGGGGAGACGCUAAGGAAAUUGAAGAGCGUGACUUUGAGACUCAACCGCUUGAUUCGGUUCCUUCGGCUUAUAAACCCACCAAGGUGGAUAUCAACGAAUUGCGCAAACAAAAGUCCGAUACCAUUUCUUCGCAGCCCAAAAAGUCUUCAAUUAAUGAGUCUGAUUCCGGCAACGAUGCCACUUCAAAACCUUUGUCGGAGCGUAUGAAGUCGUAUCAAGCCAACGAGGAUGGUCGUUUAUCGUCUUUACCAAAGCCUAAAAUUAGUCACUCUGUGGCUUCUCGCUAUAACCCAACAGAGCUGAAGGGCAGUGCGCCUGCUUUUGGGUCAAAGCCCACGUUUGGAAGUCCCGUUAUCAACAAGAAUGAUAAAAUUGUAGGAGGUGUUUCUAGAAACUUUGCUGUUGAAGGCGGCAAGACACCGGCCCAGAUAUGGGCUGAAAAAAGAGGACAAAAGUCUGUUUCUCCAGAUUCCACUAAAUUGGAGGAUCGCUUUGCAAAGACUUCAAUUGACGACUCGGUGGAAGAGCCUCAGUUGUAUAAACCGUCAGCAAAGAAGGAGGAGGAAGAGGAAGAGGAGGAAGAACCUGAGACACACGAAGAUCAUGAAGAAGACGAACAUGACGAAGAACCACCGGCUGCUCCUGCCCGUAGCUUGCCUCCGGCUCCUGCUCGUAACUUGCCUCCUGCUCCAGCUCGCAACCUUCCUCCACCACCUGUGAGAAAUGUUCCAGUUCAACAAGAAGAUGAACCUGAUAAAGAAGAACAGGCAGAGCCCGAGGAAGAACCUGAAGAACCUGAAGAGCAGACAUCUUUGCCAGCUCGUAACCUUCCUCCGCCUCCUCAGCGGGAAACUGCUGCUCCAUCGUUGCCCUCUCGUUCUCAACCUGAACCGGAGACCGCUCCAGCAGCAGCAAAGGGUGCUACCGCCGUGGCUGAGUACGACUACGAGAAAGAAGAAGAUAACGAGCUUGGUUUCAAGGAAGGAGACCUUAUUGUUGAGAUCGAUUUUGUGGACACCGAGUGGUGGUCGGGCAAGCAUUCCAAGACAGGAGAGGUGGGUCUCUUUCCCGCAACAUAUGUCAAACGGCAAGAUGGUGGAGCUGAAGAAACUGGUGGCGCUGAAAAUGCUGGUGGAGAACCGGAAACAAAGGGAGCCACCGCUAUUGCCGAGUACAAGUACGAGAAAGACGAGGACAACGAGAUUGGGUUCGACGAAGGGGACUUAAUUGUAGAGAUUGAAUUUGUCGAUGAGGACUGGUGGAGCGGCAAGCAUUCAGUUACUGGUGAGGUGGGUUUGUUCCCUGCAAACUAUGUUACCUUGAAGGAGUAA
Meyerozyma guilliermondii ATCC 6260 is the source of this 2043-nucleotide messenger RNA. It is a transcript of the gene ABP1, whose product is annotated as Abp1p. NCBI's taxonomy places the organism in Eukaryota, Fungi, Ascomycota, Pichiomycetes, Serinales, Debaryomycetaceae. Bases 1 to 2043 code for a protein of 680 amino acids. The transcript has a single exon. The record is from RefSeq and is a predicted model, not a curated record. Gene Ontology annotation, biological process: regulation of actin filament polymerization. Gene Ontology annotation, molecular function: actin filament binding. Gene Ontology annotation, cellular component: cortical actin cytoskeleton; plasma membrane; actin filament.